UUUUAUUUAAUUUCUAAUAACUAUAAUAAAAUAAAAAAAAACGACAAAAAUUUCUCCUCUAUAAAGCCGCCUCCGUUCGUUCUUUUUUCCGCGUCCUUGCCUCAUUUUGCGCCUUCUUUCUUUCUAUUUCCUUUGUCUUCUUUAUUUCAUUUCCCGUUCUUCUUCUCUGAUCGGUCGGCGGCGAUGGCGGGAGCGAGGGAGAAUAACGUGUGCAUGGCGAAGCUCGCCGAGAAGGCGAAGCGGUACGAGGAGAUGGUGGAGUUCAUGGAGAAUGUGGCGGCGGCGGCGGCGGCGGCGGCGGAGGGGGAGGAGCUUACCGUGGAGGAGCGCAACCUCCUCUCGGUGGCCUACAAGAAGGUCAUCAACGACCGCCGGGACUCGUGGCGGAUUGUGUCGUCGACCGAGCAGGAGGAGAGCCGCGGCAACGAGGACUACGCCGCGGACAUCCGCGACUACCGUGCCAACAUCGAGGCCGACCUCACUAGCAGAUGCGCCGGGAUUCUCAGGCUGCUGGACGCAAGCCUCAUUCCCUCCGCUUCCACCGCCGACUCCAAGGCAUUCUACCACAAGAUGAAGGGCGACUUCCACCGCUAUCUCGCCGAGUUCAAGACCGGCUCCGAAAGGGAUGACGCUGCGGAGAGUGCUCUCGCCGCACAGGUCUCCAGUCUUUUUCUGGCUCUCUUUGGGUUCCGAUCCGAUCCGGCGAUCCGCUCCAUUUGCUAGAAUUAGGGUUUCGGAAUGGAGAUCCACUUGUUCCAUCUCAUGCAAUGCUAGGGUUAGAUUAUUGAUUUGAUUUCUUUUGAUAUGGACGGUGGUGAUGAUUAGUUGGGAUGAUGAAUUAUGUGAUCCGAUAGGAUAUUGCGACGGCUGAGCUGGCAUGGACGCACCCGAUCCGUUGGAUUUGUCCCUUCGCUUCUCGGUGUUUUACCACGAGAUCUUGGACUCCCCGGACCAGCCACGCACUCUCGCGA
Messenger RNA from Elaeis guineensis (African oil palm), 971 nucleotides. Lineage: Eukaryota; Viridiplantae; Streptophyta; Magnoliopsida; Arecales; Arecaceae. The record is from RefSeq and is a predicted model, not a curated record.